AUGGCAGCGCUCGGCGCCCAGCCCGGAGGAACGGGCUGGGGGCGGCCCGGCCGAGACGCGACGGUUCCGAGAGCGGCCGCCGGGACACCUGCGCGCGGGGCGGCCGCAGGUGCUGGGAGGGCUUCACGGGGGCGGGAGCCUCGGAGCCGCCGGGGCGGGAAGGGCGGCCCGGCCCCCGCACGAGGCCCGCCCAGCCCCGCGCCCGCUGUCGGCGCGAGGCGGUCCCGCGGCACCUCCCUCCGCCGCCUCCUCCCGCCCGGCAGCGGCAGCCGCAGCGCCGCAGCCUCCGCCGCCGCAGCGCCACCGAUGGGGUCCGGCGGCCGCCCGAGCGCGGCGGGGGCGCGGGCGCUGCCGCUGCUGCUCCUGCUGCUGCCCGCGCCGGGCCCCGCCGCCCCGCCGCCGCCCGAUGUGGAUGAGUGUGCCCUGGGGCUCGACGACUGCCACCCGGAUGCUAUUUGCCAGAACACCCCCAAGCUGUACAAGUGCAUGUGCAAGGUUGGCUACACUGGUGAAGGGAAAAAAUGCGAAGACAUUGAUGAAUGUGAUAACGACUUCAAUGGAGGCUGCGUUCACGAGUGCUUCAACAUCCCAGGAAAUUACCGCUGUACCUGCUACGAUGGCUUUAUGUUGGCUCACGAUGGCCACAACUGUCUGGAUACAGAUGAAUGCAUGUUCAACAAUGGUGGCUGCCAGCACGUUUGUGUCAACACGGUGGGGAGCUAUGAGUGUCGCUGUAAGGAAGGCUUCUUUCUCAGUGACAACCAGCACACGUGCAUCCACCGCUCAGAAGAAGGCAUGAGCUGCAUGAAUAAAGAUCAUGGCUGUGCACACAUCUGCAGAGAAACGCCCAAAGGAGGGGUUGCUUGUGAAUGCCGACCAGGAUUUGAGCUGUCCAAGAACCAGAGAAGCUGCAUUUUAACAUGUAAUCAUGGAAAUGGUGGCUGUCAACAUACAUGUGAUGAUGCUGAUAACGGGCCUAUUUGUGGAUGUCACCCCAAGUACAUCAUGCAUAUGGAUGGGAAAACCUGCCUGGAGAGGGAAGAAGCUGCUGUUGAAAUUCCAGAAGGCAACACAACAGCAGGAGCUGAUGUGGACAAGCGAGUUAAGCGACGGUUACUCAUGGAAACGUGUGCAGUUAAUAAUGGUGGCUGCGAUCGUACAUGUAAAGAUACAUCGACCGGAGUUCACUGCAGCUGUCCUGUUGGAUUCACGCUCCAGUUUGAUGGGAAGACAUGCAAAGACAUUGAUGAGUGCCAAUCCAAUAACGGAGGCUGUGAUCAUUUCUGCAAAAACACUGUUGGCAGUUUUGAUUGCAGCUGCAGAAAAGGGUUUAAAUUAUUAACAGAUGAGAAGUCUUGUCAAGACAUCGACGAAUGCUCUUUUGAACGGACGUGCGACCAUACAUGCAUCAAUCAUCCGGGCACGUUUGAGUGUACGUGUAACAAAGGAUAUGCUCUCUAUGGCUUCACACACUGUGGAGACAUAAAUGAAUGCAGCAUCAACAACGGUGGCUGCCAACAGCUGUGUGUGAACACACCGGGAGACUAUGAAUGCCUGUGCCACUCUAACUACAAAUUACACUGGAAUAAAAAGGAUUGUGUUGAGAUAAAGGAGUCCUUUCCUGAUAAUAUGUCACCCAAGGUAUUGCUGCACUGCAUGAAGAGUGGCAGGAGUGAUAGAUGCUUCUUAAGCUGCUCUUCAGAUGUUCGGAUAGUUUCUGGAACACAAGAUGCCUACACUCUCACCUGUGGCAGCUCAUCUCAACUUAAGAAAAAGCAGCAAAACACAAAUGCAUCCACUUGGCUGGAUAUUUCAACCAUCAAGAUAAGUGUAACCUUUAAAUUAAAUGAAGGAAAAUGUAGUUUGAAAAAGACUGAGAUGUUUCAAGAAGGUCUGGAGCAGAUGAUACCAGAGAGACAUAACUCAGUAAUGGAGAGCUUCCACUAUGUAAACCUAACGUGCAGCUCUGGCAAGAAAGUCCAUGGAGCCCUCAGUAGACUACCAGCAACCAGAGAGAUUUUUAUCACUGCGGACUUUGAGCUUGAAACGAACCAAAAGGAGGUGACAGAUACGUGUGAUGUGCGCUGUGCCCGGAAAAAGACAGAGAAGAGGUUCCGAAAAACCAUUCGAACCUUACGGAAGACAGUCAACAGGGACCAGUUCCGCGUCCGUGUCUCUGGCAUGGACCACGAAGUGGCCAGGAAGUCUCUCAAGCUGUCGGAGCCACAGCAGUCAUGUGGUGUGGGACAGAUGCAUGUGGGUAGCAGAUGUGAUCAAUGCUCUCCAGGUGAAUAUUCCCCUGAUGGCUUCAAGCCCUGUUUGCCGUGCCCUGUUGGAACAUACCAGCCUGAAGCUGGGCGAGUGUCCUGCUUCCCCUGCGGAGGGGGUCUGACGACGAGACACAGCGGUACAUCCUUGUUUCAGGACUGCGAGACCAAAGUUCAGUGUUCACCUGGCCAUUUCUACAAUACAACAACUCAUCGCUGUAUUCGCUGCAUGGUUGGGACGUACCAGCCUGAGUUUGGACAGAAUUACUGUAUUUCUUGCCCUGGAAAUACCACAACAGAUUAUGACGGAUCCACAAACAUAACGCAGUGCAAAAAUAGGCAGUGUGGAGGUGAACUGGGAGAUUACACUGGGUAUAUUGAAUCACCCAAUUAUCCUGGGGACUAUCCUGCAAACACUGAAUGCACUUGGAACAUUAACCCACCGCCAAAACGCCGCAUUCUGAUUGUGGUUCCAGAAAUAUUUCUGCCAAUAGAAGAUGAGUGUGGGGACUACCUGGUGAUGCGGAAAAGCUCUUCUUCCAACUCAGUGACCACGUAUGAAACCUGUCAGACCUACGAACGCCCAAUAGCUUUCACUUCUAGGUCUAAGAAGCUGUGGAUCCAGUUCAAGUCGAAUGAAGGGAAUAGUGCCAAAGGAUUCCAAGUUCCUUAUGUAACAUAUGAUGAGGAUUACCAAGAACUAAUAGAAGACAUCGUUCGGGAUGGUAGACUUUAUGCAUCUGAAAAUCAUCAAGAAAUACUUAAGGACAAGAAGCUGAUAAAAGCAUUGUUUGAUGUGUUGGCACAUCCGCAGAACUACUUCAAGUACACAGCCCAAGAGUCAAGAGAGAUGUUCCCAAGAUCCUUCAUUCGGCUCCUGCGCUCCAAAGUUUCCAGAUUUUUGAGGCCUUACAAAUAGCUGGCACUGUCCUUAAAAUACUAACCAGCCCUUGGCAUGCACAGAGGGGUUGUGGUAGGUGGGCCUGCUUUCUGUGCUGUCCACGCUGGCAGAGAGACUCCGGGGAAGCUUGCCAGCUCCAUUCUUGGGAGUGUUUGGCUUUCUCAGCUAAUAUAAAUAUUUUGGUGAACAGAGUUUUGAUUCCUUUCCAGAUAAUAUCUUUUGGGUACCAAGGAUUACUUCAUGGAUCUGCGAAUUAGAGACUGACCAUAAUUUCUGUAACUGAAUGGUGCCAAGCAGACGUUUGAGAGCUCUGCCCCGAUGCUUCAUUCGUAACUCCAAGAGCUAAUGAGGACAGACAGGCUAAGUGGUGUGGUUUGGGUUGAAAUCUGGGCUGCCGCUACUGCAUAUUACCUCAACAAAGCUGGGUUCAUGUUCAGUCUCUCUGAAAGUGGGAACAAGUUUGAUGUCUCUCUUAACAUUUGCUACAGAGGAAAUUCAGAACUAAGAUUGAAAUGAUUAAAUCCAAGCCAGUGAGUCCAAGAAUUGCAGAGUAUGUAAUUUUUCUCCGAACUAUAUGUUGUAUGAAGCAAAGUAUGAGCAAAGGGUUGAAUAUUAGCUCAAAUGCUCUGGGUCUGGAUCACCUUGUGUUCAUGCUAGUGAGCUGAUAAUCUACUGGUUUGAGUGGAAUGAUACCAGGGCAUCAAAGGAACGGGAAGCAGACCCUGGCCCUCUGGAUGCCUCCAAUUUGGACUGACUGCAAGUGUUACAACAGAACAAAUUCUGGGCUAAAUUCCAAUUCUCUCUCCCUGUGCAUAGGCCUGGGACAGCAUCGUGUGUUGGCUUUUCCAAGUAGUGCAAAAUUCUAUCCUCUGAACACCUGCAGCUGAGCAUAAACUCCAUUUUAAAUGCAGUCUUUUCAUAGAUGGUGUUCUUGUAUGUCAUGAUUUACAGCUACUUAAGGUUCUUAAUCUCCUAUGAUUCUGUGAUUCUGCGAUUCUGAUUCUUACAUGGCCCUCAAUCCUCAUACUCCUUACCUUGUCUGAGCACCUUGCAGUGGCGUUGUAGAGCAGAGGAGGGCUGCUUUCCCUUUCUUGUUGGAGCAAAGCAGAUCUGUGAAGAUUUUUUUCAGCCAGAUCACAGAUGCUGCUUUUUAUGCCAUCCCAAAUUCUGUAAUUUUCCUCAGCUUGUGCUUCUCACUCGAGCAAAGAGUAUUCUGAAAGAGCCUAUGAGGAGAAAAAUGUUGAUCAAAAUGUUUUUUAUUGUCUGAGUGUUGUUCUGUCCACUUUACUAUUACAUCCUUGUCCUCUGGCCAUGCCAGCCACUUCCUCAGUGUAAUGCACCUUUCUGGGCAUUUGGUCUUUAAGGAAGAUGGCCUCAGUCCCUUUUGCUUGAAGAUGGACUGGUAUCUUUCUGGAUUGUUCUUCUGGCAGUGCUCUGAGUAGCACAGUGCCCACUGGUGAUUUCUGUCUGCCCCCUCAGGAAAGAUACUGACAUUUUGCAGUGUGGCCAGGACAAAAGCUCCCUUUUCAGUUGUGAACUUGGAUCUCCCUGGUUUUCACUGCACUUGUACGUGGUAUUUAACUGUUGUAUGUGAAUAAUACCACAUCCACAGUGUGACAGAUGAAAUUCCCACUCAGAGCCAGAGUCAGAGUCCUUUCCCUACGUUGUUAGGGUGAAUGAAUACUACCAAAUGAACCUUGCUGAACUGCCAUGCUGUAGAUGCCCCAUGUCGUAGCAUGUGAGACAGUGUGGCCUUUCACAUGGUAAGGAUGUGUUCUGAUCAUGGCACGAGGGGAAGGGGCAAUAGCAUUACGCCACUGACACCAUGUUGCCUAGAAGGAAUUGCUGUAGUCUGAGAGGAAGGGGGAAGUUGCUUGUGUUGCUGCCAAGAGGGUGAGCUGUGUCCUAGCUGGCUUACUUGGGCUUCUGCUCUGGCUCAGGUAUCUGUGGCACAUUGAUGAGUCUUUGUUGCAGGGAUGGAGCUGUCAGACCUGCUGCAAAAGGAGCAAAUGAGGCUGAGGGGCGAGAGGGGAGGCAGGGGCGGUAGAUGGGCAGAACAGAGGGUAGGAAGCCAGGGCCUUGUAUUCUGCUGGUGGGUACGUUUAUCGUGAACCAGCCUCCCUGCUGCCCAUCCUGGGAGGGACAGCAGCAACUAUCUAGAAGAAAGAAUGUGGUAGUGACAUGUAAGGAGUGGCUAAGGGAUGGUAAGAUAAGGAGAAGUGUGAUGGGAAAGGCUUGCUACCUCUGUGGUGAAAAUACUGCUGUGCUGAGAUCCAAGUGAAGAAGCAUUCCAAGACAGCUUCCUACUGGCAGCACAACCCUCUGCCAUUCUGCUCUUCAUGGCUUCAUGUGCCAGAUGCAGCAUGUCAGUGAGCUGCAGGGACCCACCAACCAUCUCCAUAUGCCAAAAGAGCACUUUGAGAUGAAUGACAUGCUGCAGCACUGCCCAGGGUGCGUGGAUGGGUAUGAGGCUGCAGGUGGGCACAAGAGGAGAGGGCCGUGGUGUGCCGGCUUCUGAGCACCUUCACCAAGCCUAGCAGAGUGGCUUUGCUGUAGGUUGGAGGCUAUCUGCUGAGGGGUGCUGAAUUCUCUCACAAGAGGGCUGCAGGUUUGAACAGUUCCAUGUUGCUGAGUGACACGCAAAUCAUAGCAAAUGGUCUCAACAGGGGUUCAAGGAAACAAAACAGUGUUUUCAGACAUCCACAUAUUGUUAAUUGGUGAAAUUGGGCUUUCCUGCUUUGCAUGCGAGUCACCGACUCGAUCUCUGGGUUUGUUGCACUGCGCAUCAUCUUGUGGGCAUGCUGAUGUCCUUGCUCUGCACAGCCGCUCUGGGAGUGGUGUCUCACCUCUGGACCAUAUGGUGGAUCUCAGCUUUGCUUCUCUGUUACUCUCACGUGCAUGGGGUGUUUUCUUUGCUGUCUGUGGAAGGAAGGAAGCACAUCAGCAUGGUGUAUGGCCCAACGCUGAGCAGAAGAACCUACCUUUGAAGAAAAAUCCUUUUUGCUCCACAUGCACCGCUGUGUUCAUUUUCUACAUAACAAGUAAAAGACUUGGAAGCACUCCUGUUACUUUAUAUCUGAAACUACGAAUGAAAGUUCUCCCAUUUAUGUAGGUCCUAUGUGCGCAGCAAAAAACGGAGAGGGAAUUACUGCCAUCUGAACUACUGGGAGAAGUGGUGACUUGCAGAAUGCUGGAAUAUUUGGCAUUGUAACUUCAUAGAAAUGAUAGUGGCUCUGUAGAAGUUGAGUUUCUACACUCUGUGUGGUUGUAGACUGACGCUAUUUUCUGGCAAGAUGUAAUUCCAAAGUGUUUAACCUUUUAAAACAGGAUUUAACUUUUGAAAUAAUAAUUAGUGUUAAGUGGAUGACUUAAUGUCACCUACAUGAGAUAUAUAUGUAAGGAUCUUUUUCUUGAUUGUAAAUUAAUUAACAUGAAAUGUUUCAGACUUACUUUUAACCAGAGAAAUAAACCAGUAACCGUUUAGUUACAUGAAAA
This is a messenger RNA of Lagopus muta (rock ptarmigan), 6663 nucleotides long. It is a transcript of the gene SCUBE2, whose product is annotated as signal peptide, CUB domain and EGF like domain containing 2. Lineage: Eukaryota; Metazoa; Chordata; Aves; Galliformes; Phasianidae. The transcript is spliced from 22 exons. Gene Ontology annotation, cellular component: cell surface. The record is from RefSeq and is a predicted model, not a curated record. Gene Ontology annotation, biological process: signal transduction. Bases 1 to 3186 code for a protein of 1061 amino acids. Gene Ontology annotation, molecular function: calcium ion binding.